This is a messenger RNA of Bactrocera oleae (olive fruit fly), 3198 nucleotides long. RefSeq lists its product as uncharacterized. Lineage: Eukaryota; Metazoa; Arthropoda; Insecta; Diptera; Tephritidae. Gene Ontology annotation, cellular component: extracellular matrix. The record is from RefSeq and is a predicted model, not a curated record.
UUUAGAGUUAGUCGGAAUUCACACCUCUCAGCGCACGGUUAAGAAUAUUGCAGAAAGAUGUCCCUACUUAUGGCAUCAAUAGUGAAAAUGUUAGCUUUAAUAAUCGUAAUAUGUGUAUCCUCGGUGUAUGCGGAUUUGUUAGUGCAGUUGAACGUGAAUCGGCCUUUGAACGAUGUGAAUGAGAAAUUUGUUAGUUUUACUGUGGAGCCGUCGGACUUAUAUCAUGCGCUCGAUGGCUUAAAUAGAAAAACUCUUACUCAAAUGGCCACAAUGCUGGGCACUUCUUACAUAAAAUUUUCGGAUGAUUAUAAUUUCAUACCGGAUACCGAUACGAAAUAUCGAAAUCCAACAAAAACUAUAUGGAAAGGAUUCAAUCGCUGGACGAGUGCCGUCAACUGGACCAUGAUUAUGCCACUUCCAUAUGAAGCUGGCGAAUGGGACCCCAUGGAAUCGCUAAGAAUAUUGAACAGUUCUUAUUCAACGGGUAUAACCGAUUGCAUAUGGCAGCUGGGUACAGAAGGUGGCUCUAGUAUUUCGGAGUACUUCAACGACUUAAAUACAUUAAGUUUGAUGGUGAACACAUUUAGUCCUUAUGUUGAUGAUUGGGAAGUUAUCGGUGCUGAAAUGCCAUCAGGCAGCACAAAUGAAGAUAUACGACGUUACAUCGAGUAUAGUAAGGAUAUGAAUGCGGCCUUCAAUUGGUUACAACCCGCAGAUGCUUCGACUUCAAACAGUAUGGUUGGCUCGGUCUACGAAAAUGAUCGAGUUUUGCGCGCCAUGUUCAAUGAGAAAGUUCCUGUUUGGUUAAACUUCAUGCCCAAAGAUCGAACGAAUAAAUCAAAGAGGGGAAGCAUCGGUAGUAGUAGUAGUAAAUCAACGGAGGAUAUUACCGAAGUUCUACGUUGGGCGCAGACACUUGGCGAAGCGGCAAGCUCAGGUUUUGAUGCGGUAUUUCGACGCAUGGAUCUAGAUGAUUUGGAACGCCCUAGUCAAAGUUUCUUUGUAACAUUGGUAUUCAAGAAGGUAAUGGGUUCGCGCGUGUUUCCUGCACGCCCCUUCACCAUAUUCUUGCGCAGUAACAAGCUUUACACUCAUUGCGCAAAUACAGUAUCAGGCGGCAUAGCCUUUAUGAUUGUCAAUCCCGAUGAUGAAGCCAAACAAAUAUCCAUUAGGUCCGCUACAAAGCUGUCGGGCGAUGAGUACUGGCAAUAUAUCUUAACAUUUAAGAAAAAUUAUGCCUAUUUGAACAAUGAGAAGUUGACUCUAAACUCAACACUGCCACCUCAAGUUAAGACGAAGAGUCCAACUAAGUCGAUACAAUUGAAUUCACCUGGGAAAUCGAUUGGCUUUUGGGUACUGCCAAAUGCUGAGCUGGAGCAUUGCCAGUUUACAGAGAUUGAUGUUGACGAUUUGGAACGAGAUUCGGAGGAGGAAAAAGUAUUGCAUAAACAAAUUUCAUCUUCGGACAAAUUGCUGCAGCAACUUAUACAGGAAACAGCGCUACCCGACGAUGCUAUGAUAAAAAAUAAUCACCGCGGACGCCGUUAUGCUACUCGUGCCCGUCAUGUUGUGUUGAAAGAUAAAGACGAACAUAUGGAGUCUUUGGCCAAACUCUUUGAGCCUCUCUCUCUCGAAGAGAAGUCGCCGAAAAAGCGUGAGGAAGCAAUCGAGGAUCGACGAACAGCUACAUUGAAAUGGAUUAAAGAUUUGUUGGAUACUGCUAUGCAGGAUGGUGACGAUUUGUUUUCAUUGAAACGAAAUACUCGUAGCGUCGAUGAUUACUUUGGCGCCAUCUUUGGUACGAAGGGUGCCCAAAAGAGAUCACCUGUAGUUAAGAAAAUUACCGAAAUUCGCAAACCAGAAAAGAAAUCCAUUACACCAGCUUACGAUCCAGAGCAUUUCAAUGAGGAGGAGUUUUUUAAGAAAAUGGGUACAGAAAACGAACCCGAAUUGCCACGUGUGCCCGAAGGUGAUGUACACCUGACGCAUAUUACCAAAUUGGAGAGUGAAGAUGAUGAUGAAUCCAAAGAGCGUGGGAAGAAGAAACUAGCUACUAUGAAAAUACAAGGCACAAUUGGUAAAGAAAUACGAAAUGAAAUGAAACCGGUACGCCUAUUACCCACCGAGUUCUACGAGGCAAUGCCAUUAUCGAAUUCGAACCAAAUGCACUUAAAGAAGCCGCAUAAAUGGAACGCAUUAUUAUUUCCCGAGCCUUUUACGAAAAAAACAAUUAUCAAUAAUAGGAAAUUGAAAAGUAACACCCUCGGGGAAUCUACAGCAUUGCAUGAUGCCGAUACUGAUGUGGAAAAAGUGGACACGGCACAAUUUCAAACCGGUGGUCAACUAGCUGAAGACUUUCUACGCGCACAAGAAGAAUUGGCACGCACUUUCCUGCGCGAUCACGAUGAUAAAGAGCACAUCGAGAAGAGCAACAAAAAAGAGCUGAGCGAAAGGCAUAUCGAAAAUGAGGACGAAAUGCUGGAAAAAAUCAAAUCAUUACGUACGAAAUACAUCGACUAUUUGGCGGAGAAUUUGGAAAACUACUUCAAUGAGCGUGGUGUCGUCGGCAAUUUGGAUAUGCAAAAAAGUAUAGAGCGCACCACUGCUACCUCGACGACAGAGGCACCUUGGUGGAAUUUGAGUUCGCUGCGUAAACGAAGAUCGCCACGCGCUUUGCGCUAUAAAAUACCUGAUGAUGAAUGGCUUACGAAUAUGAUCACCAAAGACGAGGAACUGUUGCCAUUGGGGAGCAUAAUGCCAGAACGUUUAGUGGACAAUGCACGAGUUUCGAGACUUUCAAACCAUUUACAAAUGGAUGAUGAAGUUAGUAACAAGAAAUACAAUGGUUAUUUACGAACAGUUAAAGAUAAAGUUAAUAAGGUCGUAGAUAUAGUGACGAAACAUGUAAACGAUUGGUAUAAUACAUUCACGAAGCCUGUGGAGGAUGUAAAUGAUGAGUCGAAUGGAAACCGCCUAAAAAUUACAAAAGGAAAGAGAAGGUUUUGAACAAAAAGCAAAAAAGAGUAUUCACAAAGAGAUGUAGGCAAUGAUUAAAAUAACUAAUUUAAAAUAACUAUGGCUAGGAGAGGCCAAAUUUGUAAUUACUGUUGCAAGUCGCGCUGAAGCCCGCAAUAUAUUUUUGAGGUUGUUUUUGAUAAAUGAAUAAAAAAAAUGUAAAUUAAUUGCAGAAAACCAAAC